This is a messenger RNA of Argiope bruennichi, 2523 nucleotides long. Its product is annotated as dynamin-1-like. Gene Ontology annotation, cellular component: microtubule; membrane; cytoplasm. Gene Ontology annotation, molecular function: GTPase activity; GTP binding; microtubule binding. The record is from RefSeq and is a predicted model, not a curated record. The coding region runs from base 97 to 2094 and encodes 665 amino acids. The transcript is spliced from 16 exons. Lineage: Eukaryota; Metazoa; Arthropoda; Arachnida; Araneae; Araneidae.
CUAAAAAUUAAGUUCAUCUCCCACCUCGAGUAGAAGGGGAAGUCCCUUAUCGAGGUUAAUAUACAUUUCCGAAAACGGUUUGGGACACAGUUCUCUAUGAGCAAUUCAAUAGAAGACAUGACGUCCCAACGAGCCACUCAGAAACCGGUAGAAGUGCCAGAGGCCCCUCGGCCUGGCGAGCCCGACCUCAUUGACAUGGUGAACGAACUGCAAAAUAAGCUGAUCAACAACGGCUUCAGCCUGGACCUCUCGCUGCCCCAGAUAGUCGUGGUGGGAUCGCAGAGUGCAGGAAAAAGCAGCGUCUUGGAAAACAUCGUGGGAAGGGAAUUUCUUCCACGAGGUAACAGUCUUGUAACAAGAAGACCGACUCUGAUUCAGCUCUACCCAACCCAAUCUGAAGAGUACGCUAUCUUCGGACACAAAGAAAAUGAGAAAUUCACAGAUUUUGAGGCGGUUAAGGAGGAGAUAGCCGCCCAAAUGCCCGAGGGGAGAAACUUCUCCUCUGUUCCCAUACAGCUAAAAAUAUAUUCUCCUAAAGUGCUGAAAUUGACACUUGUGGAUCUUCCUGGACUGGUCCGCGUUGUGGUUGACGGCCAGCCCGAGAGUUGUAUCGCAGAAGUCCGCAGAAUGAUUGAACAAUAUAUUAACCAGCCAGAAUGCCUGAUUCUGGCCGUCACACCAGCCAAUCAAGACCUUGCGACAUCAGAUGCCUUGGAAAUCGCCAGAAAGGCUGACCCAGAUAGAUUGCGGACCAUCGGCGUUUUGACCAAAUUGGACAUUAUGGACGAAGGUACAGAUGCGCUAGACAUCCUGGAGAACCGACAAGUUACACUUAAAAGAGGUUGGGUUGGCGUUAUGAAUAGAAGCCAAAGAGACAUCGAUGAAGGAAAAGAUAUUCAGUACAUUUUGGACAAAGAGAGGAAUUUCUUUGCCACGAAAGAGUGCUACAAACACUUAGCUGAUCGGAUGGGAACGCCAUAUCUCCGGAGAUCUCUGCAGAGGAUCCUGAAGUCUCACAUCAAGGCUGCCCUACCAGACGUCCGGACCAAACUGGCCGAGAAGCUGGCUGGAUACAACAAGAAACUGAAGGAAUUUGAAAGCAACAUAGGAGAAAACCCCAGCGGGAAACAGUUUUAUAUGAUCAAAGUUAUAAAUAUAUUCAUCGAAGACAUCACUCUGAAACUGCUGGGCAACUCGGAGUUCGUGGGCAUGAAAUCGAUAUCGGCUGGUGCAUUCAUUAAUUUCAAACUCAACACCGAAGUACAAAACAACCUCAAACUGAAACUUGAGCCAAACGACGAGGAGAUGACUAUUCUGAUAACGAACUUACAUGGUAUUAGGGGCUCCAUAUCGUUCCCGGCUUUGGCUGUAGACGCAGUCAACAGGCAACUGGUUAACAAAUAUGAGGAACCUUUAAGGAAGUCGGUAGACUGCAUUAAGCACAUUCUCGAAGAAGCGAUAUCCGAAUCUGCAGCUCUGAUGAACCGCUAUCCAACCACCAAAGCCGAGGUGUUGUUUCGCAUCAACAAUUGUCUGAAGAAUGAGGCUGAGAAAACCAAGUCCAAACUGCAGGAGCACGUCGAGGCUGAAAUGUUCUACGUCAACCUAGAACAUCCCGAUCUAGACCUCUCCGUAGUCACACCACUCGUUCCUCCUGUUGGACCUUCCAAGGUUUGGCAAACAGUACCACCCACUGACGAAUCUCCUCCUGACGAAACGUCUGAAAAUGUCACACCCAAAGACAUAAAUAAUGGUAUCGGGGAUGGCCUCCAAGGAAGAUCAAACAAUCUAAAGGAUAUACUGAUGGCAAACGACAGUACUCAGAAGAAGGUUCAGUACCUGAUGCUGCUUAUCACCAAGUACCUGGAAAUAGUACAAAAACAAAUAUCGGAUGUAGCAAUCAAAUACAUCCUCUGUUUUCUAGUUAAAAAGGUGUUAGAAUACAUUAAAACAGAUUUGAUACCCACACUUCUAGAAGCGGCCAAUUUCACUUCCCUAACCGAAGAUUGCGAAGAAGACUUCCGAAUGAAGGAGGAAAUGGAGACGGCCUGCCUCUGUCUCAAGGAUGCACUCGACACCAUUCAGAAAUUCUAAACUACAUUACACAAUUCCAUUAUGCCAAGCCAGUGACUGUAAUAUAGGGAAGGAAAUUUCUCUAUUUGCAUAAUUCCAUUAUGCCACAUCAAUGAUUGUAAUAUAAUUAGGAAAAUUCUUCGAAUUGCAGAAUUCUAUUAUGCAACAUCAAUGACUAUAAUAUAAUGAGAAAAAUUCUUUGAAUUGCAGAAUUCCAUUAUGCCACAUCAAUGACUAUAAUAUAAUGAAGAAAAUGCUUCUAAUUGCAUAAUUCCAUUGUACAGCAUCAAUGACUAUAAUAUAAUGAGGAAAAUUCCCGAAUUUCAGAAUUCCAUUAUGCCACAUCAAUGUCUGCAAUAUAAUAAGGAAAAUUUCUUCCUGUGAAUGACUGUUAAAUCUUUAUUUAUAAAUUAAUUACGAACAUUUCCCAUUGUAGCAUUUAUGUACAUU